Molecule: messenger RNA, 1305 nt
Organism: Iphiclides podalirius (scarce swallowtail)
Lineage: Eukaryota; Metazoa; Arthropoda; Insecta; Lepidoptera; Papilionidae
Source: the annotation of a GenBank genome assembly
AUGGAUCCAAAGGAAGACAAGGAUUCGACAUACAACCCCUUUGAACAUCGGCACGUGAAAAAGCCGAAUUCAGAUAUGCGAUCAUUGGCAAAUUUAAUCAAGGCGUCCCUCGGCUCCGGUCUCCUUGCCAUGCCAUUGGCGUUUGCCAAUUCGGGGUGGGCUUUGGGUGCUGUUAGCACAAUCAUAAUAGCGUUCAUAUGCUGUCAUUGCGUUUAUAUAUUCGUCCAAACAUCCCACGGGUGUUGUCGCCUAGUUCGAAAGCCGUUACUCGGUUAUGCGGAAACGUGCCAAGUGGCAUUUGCAUUUGGGCCUAAAGGUGUACGACCAUUCGCUAAAUUUGCCGGGGUCUUUGCAGAAUUCUCAUUAUUUUUCACCUAUGUUGGAGUUUGUUGUAUAUUCACAAUACUUAUUGCUGAUUCGAUUAAACAGAUAUUUGACCGAUACGUCACAACUGUGGAAUUGUCCGUUGAAUACUACUGCCUGAUCUUGCUCGUCCCUCUAUGCAUUAUGUGCCAAAUCAGAUAUUUGAAGUGGCUUGCCCCUUUCUCUUUGUUGGCCAACAUUCUACUAGUCGCCACUUUUGCUAUAUGCCUAUAUUACAUUUUCAAAGAUGAAAUAACGUUCUCAGAUAAGAAAAUAAUUGGGAACGCUAGUAGGUUUCCAGUUUUUCUCUCGACAGUUAUUUUCGCCAUGGAGGGCAUGGGCGUAGUGAUGCCCGUGGAGAACGCUAUGAAGAAACCGGAACACUUCCUCGGUUGUCGCGGAGUCCUGGUAAUCGCGAUGACGCUGAUAAUGCUUUUGUAUACAACCCUGGGCUUAUUCGGAUACUUCAGAUACGGCGAUUCUCUUAGGGGCUCGAUAACUUUAAACCUCCCAAUAGACGAAUGGCCAGCGAUUUGUGCGAAGAGUUUUAUAGCGCUGUCAAUUCUAUUCACUUACCCAUUGCAUUUCUAUGUUGUGCUGGACAUAUUCACAAGGUACACAGAACCGCAUAUAAAGGAGAAGUACCGGUCUAUCACGCAAGUUGUCGUCCGGAUUGUGGUUGUGUGUUGUUCAGGUGGCAUUGGAAUCGCGCUACCGAUGUUGGAGCAAAUCAUCAACAUCGUCGGCGCAUUUUUCUACGCAAUCCUCGGGCUUAUUAUUCCCGGUGUUAUAGAGACCGUCUUCCGAUGGGGGAAUCUCGGGAGAUAUAAAUGGAUCCUGUGGAAGAACGUGUUGAUAGUAUUAUUCGGAAUUGGCAGCCUGCUAUCUGGCUGCACGGUAACAAUUAUAGAUAUCAUUGAAAGACUUAACAGCAAGACGGAA